This is a messenger RNA of Gigantopelta aegis, 1764 nucleotides long. Its product is annotated as steroid 17-alpha-hydroxylase/17,20 lyase-like. Gene Ontology annotation, molecular function: steroid 17-alpha-monooxygenase activity; heme binding; iron ion binding. Gene Ontology annotation, biological process: hormone biosynthetic process; progesterone metabolic process. The coding region runs from base 8 to 1513 and encodes 501 amino acids. The transcript has 10 exons. The record is from RefSeq and is a predicted model, not a curated record. Lineage: Eukaryota; Metazoa; Mollusca; Gastropoda; Neomphalida; Peltospiridae.
AUAAACCAUGGACGGCGUUCUGAGCUACGUGCCGGUGUCGGUGACCACGCAAGCCGCCCUGGUAGCUGCUGUGGCCGGGAUGAUAAUGUACUUCCAGAUGCGAAAACGUUAUCAUCUGCCUCCCGGUCCGCCGGCUAUUCCACUGCUCGGCAAUGCCUUGUCUUUCAUAAGAACGCCGAUAUACCAGAAACUCGCCGAAUGGCGCAAGACGUACGGACCGGUAAUGACCGUAUACCUAGGACCAAUGCGCUGCGUGGCUCUAAACAAUACCGAGGUUGUGUUGGAGGCUCUGGUAAAGAAACAGGCGGACUUCGCUGGUCGGCUUCAGACGUAUUCAACCAAACUGUUCUCAGAUGGGGGUAAGAGUAUCGUUUUGGGCGACUACCACGCAACAUGGCGUUUACACCGGAAGUUGGCAUCGAAAGCGCUGAGAAUUUACAGCAGUGGCAAUCACCUGGAACUUCGAAUGACCGAGUCCCUGAAUAAGGUGAUGGCAGUGCUGAAAGACGUCAAAGAGCCCGUAGACCCUAACACAUACAGUUCACUUGUUGCCCUCAACAUUCUGUGUGGAGUCUGUUUCGACCAAACAUUUCCUCUAGACGAUCCUGUCUUUAAAAAGGUUCUCGCCUUGUUUGAUGAAUUCAUAACCAGCUUUGGCAAUGGACCUUUGGAGGAUAUUAUCCCGCCAUUACGACUGUUUCCAACCAAGGAGAUGAGAAGACUGGUUCAGCUUUUUGAAGAGAUUUUAGCCAUUUUAGAUACGUUUAUUGCGGAACACAAAAAAACACUCUCAGCAGAUAACAUCAGAGAUUUUACGGACCUCAUUUUGUUGGCACAGAAAGAGGCCAAGGAUGACGAAAACGAAACGACGAUGGCACGGAUAACUGACGAACACGUCAGGCAAACUAUCGGGGAUAUUUUCGGAGCUGGAAUUAACACAACACGUCUGACGCUAGACUGGGCAAUGCUGUAUGUGGCGUCACAUCCAAAGGUGCAGUCGAAGAUGCAUGAAGAAGUUGACCAAGUUCUGCCUAAAGAUGGCACCAUGUUAAUGUCCUAUCGAAACCAUCUACCCUACACUGAAGCCGUACUUCACGAGGUCAUGCGAUUGUCCUCCGUGGUGCCCCUGAGUCUUCCCCAUACUACCAUCUGCGACACCAAAAUAGGUGACUAUGACGUCCCACAAGGAACCACUGUUCUCCUCAACCUAUGGAUGAUGCACCACGACCCAGAAAAAUGGACAGACGUCGAGGAUUUCAAACCUGAAAGAUUUUUAGACGAAACUGGCGCCAUGGCACCUAAACCUGAUAGCUGGCUGCCUUUCUCGGCGGGACGUAGGGUGUGUCUGGGGGAGUCUGUAGCGAAACCGGAACUGGUGCUACUUCUGGCUGGCUACACGAGGCAGUUCAAGAUUUCGCUACCAGACGGCGUGAAACCAGAUUUCGAAGCUAUUGGUGGAGGUUUCCUCAGAACACCAAAACCUUUCAAAAUUGUGUUUGAGGAACGCGACUGAAUAGAGUUCUUGGAACAUCAAGUAUAACAACUGUAUUUUGAUGAAAGACUUUUGUAUACCAAAAAUGACUAAUAUUACAUUAAUAGUGUAAAAAUAUACAUAUUUCGUUAUUCAAUCAAUAAUACUAAUCAUCUGUGGGCAGAGGGGAACAAAACUGGUACCAAAAUGUUAACGAAGCAUAUCGGUGUGUUGUAGUGAGAGAAAAAAAGGAAUUAUGUUGUUAAGACUAGUUUGUCUUGGUGGUAUAAGUA